AUACUACUAUGUGAUAAAUAAAAUAAAGUAAAAUAAUAAGAUUACAGAGUUGAACGACUCAUUCCUCAUUUAUUAGAUCCAAUAUCCAUAUUUUUUUGUGUAAUCCCUGAGUCUGAUCUGGGUUUGUUUGAAAUAAAAAUAAAAUUGAAAUCAGAUGGCCGCUCCACCCGCCAGAGCACGAGCCGAUUAUGAUUGCCUCAUCAAGCUUCUCUUGAUCGGUGAUAGCGCUGCAUUUGAUGCGCAAUGCAUUAUUGUUUCCCCUUCCGUUAUUGCGAUUGUGAGACGCUGUCUGUGUGUGGGUAAGAGUUGCCUUCUUUUACGUUUUUCUGAUGGUUCUUUCACCACCAGUUUCAUCACUACUAUUGGGAUUGAUUUUAAGAUAAGAACUAUUGAGCUUGAUGGUAAAAGAAUCAAAUUGCAAAUAUGGGAUACCGCUGGACAAGAGCGAUUUCGUACUAUAACAACUGCUUACUAUCGUGGAGCAAUGGGCAUUUUACUGGUGUAUGACGUUACUGAUGAGGCAUCUUUCAACAAUAUUAGGAAUUGGAUUAGAAACAUUGAGCAGCACGCCUCUGACAACGUCAACAAGAUAUUGGUGGGAAACAAAGCUGAUAUGGAUGAAAGCAAAAGGGCUGUUCCUACCGCCAAGGGUCAAGCACUAGCUGAUGAAUAUGGAAUCAAGUUUUUCGAGACUAGUGCUAAGACAAACAUGAACGUGGAGGAGGUUUUCUUCUCAAUUGCCAGGGACAUAAAACAAAGACUCGCUGACUCCGACUCAAAGGCUGAGCCUCAGACCAUAAAGAUUAAUCAGCCGGACCAGAGUGGUGGGUCUGGUCAAGCUGCUCAAAAAUCAGCUUGCUGUGGUUAAGAUAGGGUGAGCAGUGAUCCCUUAAGUUGACCAUUUUCUUAUGACAAUAUUGGUAUUGCUUGUAUUUGCUACCCUCAAUUUUUUUAGAUGCUAAUAUUAUUUGUUUCUCAUUUUUGUAUGAGGAUGAAAUCUCAAUCUCAGCAACUCCCCCGAUUUCCCA
Salvia hispanica is the source of this 1028-nucleotide messenger RNA. NCBI's taxonomy places the organism in Eukaryota, Viridiplantae, Streptophyta, Magnoliopsida, Lamiales, Lamiaceae. The record is from RefSeq and is a predicted model, not a curated record.